AUGAAGAUCUCCACUUCGAUUUUUCGGCAUGGAUGCGCGUGGAUCUUCAUGUGUAUUGGGUUUGUGGAUGCGAAUGCAAAUACAGAUGCGAGGGUAGAUGAGAAGAGAAACACACCCCUCUAUGAUUUCCAAGCCCGGAAUCGCGAUACUAUCAGUCAAAUAUACAACACAACGAUUUAUCCUAACAAUCUACCGAUUCUUACGAAUGGGUCGGCGGCUACACCAAAGGGAUUGUUUAAUGAGAAUGCCACAGGACGUAUUUCCCCCCUCGGAAACUUCACCGGUUUCGACGACUCUACUGAGUAUUUCUUUGCUCUUUCUCCUAUUCCCGGUAAAACUGGGGUUGGGAUCUUGCAACCAAACUACAACGCCUUCACAUCCUACGAACUACACGCCUUCACCUCGGGCUGUCCAGAAGUAGCAAGUACAAUCGCAUAUCUCAACACCACGAUUGUGAACCCGGCUUCUGCUUCACAUGGACAAUAUGUUACAAAGAUCAAAGAAAUUGCUUUUUGGCGAUUCGACAACAAAGGAGCCGUCCUCUACUACGACGCCCAAAUCCCCAAUCUCUCCCUCUGGUUUUCCAAAUUCACCGGCGCCGAUAUAUCGAAUCCCGCGGUUCAGGCUCUUGAUAUCGUGACGAAUCUGUGUCCGCAGAUACAGGCGAGAUGUACGGGUGCGAAUCGGGUUUAUUCUAGCGAUACCGAAUGUAUAGCGACGCUUUUGGCGAAACGGUUUGGUACUUUUGAUGAGACGUGGGGGGAUAAUAUUGUGUGUCGAUUGGUACAUGUUGUUUUGACACAGGUUAGACCGGAGGUACACUGUCCCCACGUCGGCCCAACAGGCGGUAUGAAAUGCGUUGAUUACGAUUACAACCAAGGGUAUCUGGCAGAUGACUUGGCACUGUUUGGUAGUAAUGAUGCUUUUCGGUGUCCUGGGGAGUAG
This is a messenger RNA of Botrytis porri, 945 nucleotides long. RefSeq lists its product as uncharacterized. The coding region runs from base 1 to 945 and encodes 314 amino acids. The record is from RefSeq and is a predicted model, not a curated record. Lineage: Eukaryota; Fungi; Ascomycota; Leotiomycetes; Helotiales; Sclerotiniaceae. The transcript is spliced from 7 exons.